This is a messenger RNA of Xenopus laevis (African clawed frog), 1921 nucleotides long. It is a transcript of the gene rab37.L, whose product is annotated as RAB37, member RAS oncogene family L homeolog. The record is from RefSeq and is a predicted model, not a curated record. Lineage: Eukaryota; Metazoa; Chordata; Amphibia; Anura; Pipidae. The coding region runs from base 545 to 1201 and encodes 218 amino acids. The transcript is spliced from 9 exons. Gene Ontology annotation, cellular component: membrane. Gene Ontology annotation, molecular function: G protein activity; GTP binding; GTPase activity.
CCACAAACACCGAUUUCCUUCACUCUUUGGGUGUGUGGCUGCUGCAAACAUUCAUCAUUGGCUGCUCUCUGCAGUGAAACAACCGGAUGACAUGGGGGAAGAAGAUGAGGAAAGAGACAGAUGACUAGAAAGAAGGCAACUAUUCUAAAGAGGGGAAGAUGGAAUGAAGCGAAAGAAACACAGGAAUUCCAUUAGAAAGAACACGAGAAAGGGCAACGUGGCACGCAGAGGCGACAGUCUAUACCCUCACACUAAGUGGCACCGCUCUACACAUGACUACGCACUCAUCAUUUAUAUAGAGAGCGGGAGGGCGCAAACAGGUAGGGGGAGCCCGGCUGUACCACUAUCAGGCUGGAAAAAUCAAUACACCAACCCUCCUGUCACCUCGCUACCUGUCACUUUACACUAAGCGCCCGACAGGUGGGCGUGCCGAAUAACCCACUGAGAGUCUGAACGAAUCCCGCCCCUCUAGGAUGGGUCACUGUUUGUCUCCGCCCAGUUCCUGGUUUGGGUCCCAAUUUGACCCAAAGAGUUGUCAGCAAACAUGAAUGGAGAAUGUCCGGAAUCCGGCGCCCCCCAAUCCGUCAGCCCGAACACUGGCCAAGCCGGCUGUGACAUGACCUGCAAGGUCAUGCUCCUGGGAGACUCUGGUGUGGGAAAAACCUGCUUCCUUAUCCAGUUCAGAGAUGGGGCAUUUCUUUCAGGAGCCUUUCUGGCCACAGUUGGCAUUGACUUUAGGUAUAAGAUUGUUACUGUGGAUGGACUAAAAGUGAAAUUACAGAUCUGGGAUACAGCCGGUCAGGAGAGAUUCCGUAGUGUGACACAUGCUUACUACAGGGAUGCGCAGGCCCUGCUCUUGCUUUAUGAUAUCACAAGCAAAACAUCAUUUGACAACAUUCGGGCCUGGCUCACGGAUAUUUCCGAAUAUGCACAAAAGGAUGUGGUCAUCAUUCUGCUUGGCAACAAGAGUGAUGUGGAUGCAGCACGGGUCAUAAGGACUGAGGAUGGGGAGUCUCUGGCAAAGGAAUACGGAGUGCCCUUCAUGGAGACGAGUGCCAAGAGUGGAGCCAAUGUAGAGCUGGCAUUUUUAGCUGUGGCAAAGGAGCUAAAGGAGAGGGCUUCAGUAAAGGAGGAACGCUCCUUUCAGAUCCAUAAUUACAUUGAUUCCAAGAAGAAGAAGGACAAUUGCUGUGCCAACUGAUUUGGUAGGGGGUAGUCUAUAAAACAGCACCCCUUGCCACUACUGGCACUUUAAGAUCUGGAACAAAGGAGCCACCCCCCAUAACAUGCUAAUCGCACCCCAUUAUAAGAAUGCACUCAACUCCCACAGGCUCUGCCAAACUCAGGAAUAAAAAGGGAACCCAAUAAUCAGGAGGAAGAGACACACGUCAUUCCCCACACGAUAAGAAACAUUCCAGAACCAUGAAGCAUGCUGAUACCCUAAGCAAACACGUGUGUCCGUCUUUGGGUAUACGUCCAAGUACAGAGAAGCUCUUUGCACUUUAUUGAAGAAAAUAUGUGCCAAAAAGACUUUUAGCACCCUGGUCUGUGCUGUUCUCAUUACAAACAGCAGCAUUUGUGUCAGUGCCAUGUUACCCUUUACCCCUUUUUUUCUGUGCCAAGUUGCCUGCCAGGCACAUGUUUACAUAUUGUAGUUUAAAGGGGCAGUUCCUGCUGCCCUUGGAUAUGAUUUCAGCAAAUGCUGCUGAGAUAUUGGCAUUGACUUUGGGGAAUCUGGAAACAGGAACGGUCAAGGAACUUUCUUUGUGCUUUUUUUUUUUUUACAACACCAUAAAUAAAUAUGAGAUGCCAUAAAAUGUACAUGCAAAUAUGCUAGGAGUGUUUCUCACACUCACAUGCAGACUUUGUGAGUGAUUGAUAUGUGGUUACUUUUAUAUAAAGUAAUUCUAAUUCUGGUUAA